GUUAAAGGUGUCAGAUUUCCUCCAGCGACAGUUAGCAUGAAACUUUUGUCGUCUCCAUUUUUCAGGACCAUCAGCCGAGAGAUUUAACCAACGGACGCGCUCCUAGUUCACUGCAGCGGGCUUUUAUGGAACAACUCCGCGGUGUUUACACCCUUAUUUACCGCGGACUCAGGAUUUGUUUUAUUUAGUUCUUUAUUAGUAGUAGUACUGUUUUUUUAUUUUUAAAGUGAGACUGGUGACAUGGCUGAGGGGGCGGACUGUGGCUCUGUCAACGCCGCCAAGAGGAGGCAACCGGCGGGGAGGAAGAGCCGUCAGAGCCAGCAGAAGACCUCUAGCAGCCGGGUGAUAUUGGAGAAAGUUCUUGGUAUCAGCACGGUCAGCAGCAGCGGUUUGACCUCUGACCCCAACUCUGGGCUCAUCGCCUACCCUGCAGGGUGUGUCAUUGUGUUGCUUCAACCAAAGAAGAACAAACAGAGUCACAUCAUCAACACGUCCAGGAAGCCCUUCACGGCGCUGGCCUUCUCUCAGGAUGGAAAACACCUGGUCACUGGUGAGAGCGGUCACAUGCCCUGCGUGCGGGUGUGGGAGGUGGGCGGAGGUCUGGUAGCCGAGGUCCAGUCUCAUAAAUACGGAGUUUCCUGCGUGGCGUUCUCCUCCAACGGCUGCUACAUCGUCUCUGUGGGAUACCAGCACGACAUGACGGUCAGCGUGUGGGACUGGAGGAAAGGGUCCAUCAUCGCGUCCAACAAGGUGUCCAGCCGGGUCGUCUCCGUCUCCUUCUCCCAGGACAGCAGCUACUUCGUCACCGCAGGAAACCGACACGUCAAGUUCUGGUACCUGGACGCCUCCAAAGAACGACGGGUGAACAGCACGGUGCCUCUUAUUGGCCGCUCGGGGCUGCUGGAUGACCAUAAGAACAGCGUGUUCAGCGGCGUGGCGUGUGGGCGGGGCCUCAGGGCGGCCAACACAUACUGCAUCACCAGCUCCGGUCUGCUGUGUCUGUUCAACAGCAGCCGACACCUGGAGGCGUGGGUCAACCUGAAGACGUCGUCGGCGAGCUGCCUGGCGGUCAGCGAGGACUUCAUCUUCUGUGGUUGUGCCGCCGGCGUCAUCAGGGUGUUCAGUCCGUCCGGCCUGCAGUACAUCACCACGCUGCCGCGGCCGCACCGCCUCGGAGUCGACGUCACGCAGAGCGGAACCCCAUCACCUGCCGGUCCAGGUGAUCAGUACCCCGACACGCUGGCUCUGACCUUCGACCCCGCCGGCCGCCAGCUGACCUGCGUUUACAGCGACCACAGCGUGUACGUGUGGGACGUCACAGACGUGAGGAGGGUGGGGAAGACGUACUCGGCUCUGUACCACAGCAGCGGCGUGUGGAGCAUCCAGGUUUAUCCGGAGCUGCAGGAUCCGGGCCGGGCCUGCCUACCUCCGUCCUCUUUCCUCACCUGUUCGUCGGAUAACACCAUCAGACUGUGGCAUGCCGAGCCACCGGCCGGACACCAGAACCUCUACAGCAACGACCUGAUCAGGAUCCUGUACAUGGGGGAGGCAGCCGGGGCCGACGGGAAGGCGGGGAUCCGGGUCUUGGGUAUCAGUCCGGAUGGGCAGCACCUGGCCGCCGGAGACCGCUGUGGAAACCUCCGGAUCUUUGGUCUGGAGUUCCUGGAUGAGCUGGUGAAGAUCGAAGCUCAUGAUUCCGAAGUUUUAUGUCUGGAGUUCUCUCCCUCGUCCACAGGGGUGAAGCUGUUGGCUUCGGCCAGUCGGGACCGACUGAUCCACGUCUUCAACCUGGACAAGAACUUCAGCCUGGAACAGACCCUGAACGACCACUCUUCCUCCAUCACGGCCGUCCGGUUCACAGGUGAGAAUCCAGAGGUCCGGAUGGUGAGCUGCGGAGCCGAUAAGAGCAUCUACUUCCAGCCGCAGGCCUCGGAGGGUUUGUCGUUCUCCAGGCGUCACCAUGUAGUUGAAAAGACGACCCUGUACGACAUGGACCUGGACUCAUCCAGAACCCACGUGGUCGUGGCCUGUCAGGACCGGAACGUCAGGGUCUACGAUGUGGAGACGGGGAAGAUGAAGAAGUGUCUGAAAGGCUCGUCCAGCGAUGACGGAGCUCUGCUGAAGGUCCAGAUGGAUCCGUCCGGCUCGUUCUUCGCCACCAGCUGCUCGGAUAAAAACAUCACCGUCUUCGACUAUGAGUCCGGAGAGUGUGUGGCCACCCUGUUCGGUCAUUCAGAGAUCGUCACCUGUAUGAGGUUCAGUCCGGACUGCAGACACCUGAUCUCCGUGUCAGGAGACAGCUGCGUGUUCGUGUGGCGGCUGGACUCCCACAUGACCACCACCAUGAGGAAGAGGCGGGGCCUCAGAUCCACGUGUAGACCUGAGACCUGCAAGCAGCCGAACAUCAGGAGGGAGACCUUCAUCACCGGACCUUCAUCCCAGCUGCUACAGACCGAGGAAGAGGAGCAGGAAGUGGCUGACCACGGGACUCCAGCCAGACCGGACCUGGAACCAGCGGCUCCUCCUCUCCAGACCAACGGGAAACUGCCUCUGUGGUUCAGGAAACUGCAGGGUCACGGCGACACCUCCUCCAUCGUCCAACCAAACGGCGAGCCUCAGCAGGUACGGAGCCGGUGGGCGGAGCAAGUGAACCCUCUGACUAUCUGCUCCAGCUUCUCCCCGAGUCCCACCAGGAGUAAGGAGGAGGAGGAGGACGAAGACUUUCACCCUCAGAGUCUGGAGAGUCUGCUGGGAGACGAGGAGUUGGAGGAAGAAGAGCAGACGGCAGGUGAAGGACACCAGACCUUCAUCCUCCAUCCUGAGGACAGAGACUUCUGCGUGGAUCCUCACCAGUCUCUGACCCAGCUGGAGGUCAGAGGUCAGGGGGCGGAGCCUGUCUGUAGCACUCAGCUGAGUCCGGACUCCGCGUGUUCCGAGGGGUCGACAGGAAGUCUGGAGCAGCAGCAUGAUGCCGACACAGACUCUCUGAGUCAGGGCAGCUCUGUAGGCAGUCUGGGUCUGGAGGACGAUGAGGACAGGAACUCUCUGAAGGACUACUUUGACACUUUGGCCUCCAGUCUGAGUGAAGAGAGGUUUGACACCGACCUGAGGACUCUGCAGCCUCCAGAGGAAAAACACUUCCUGAACCCACGACUGAGCAUCUCCACGCGCUUCCUGUCCCGCUUCCAGGACAGACUCAGGGCAAAGCAAACCAGAGCGCCGCCUCCAGCUACAGUCUCAAGUAGAAUCUCAGAGGAGAGCAUCCUCAGCAACGUCUUGGUGACCUCGGAGUCGAGCUCUAACGUCUCCUCAGCAGCUCUGACCCGAGCAGGAAGUCCUGGUUCUGUGCAGCGGUACCGGUCCACCAGAACUUCCUGUGGGAUUUCCCAUCAGCCCCAGCGGUCGACGCCACGACGACGACGCACGGUGGUGGUCGUCAAGUGUAGGAGGACGCUGGGAGACGUCACCUCCAGCAGCCAGCAGGUCGACUCGCAGCUUCGUCACCUGGAACCUCCACCCAGCCCCAAACUGAGCCACAGCCUCCCCACCUUCGUCACCACCACCUCCACCCAGGAGGAGAACAAGGAGAACCUCCCCUCGUCCUCCUCAGACGUCCUCCACCCAUCUGCAGGUCCGGACCUCCAGACCAGAAAACCUGAUGAGAGCAUCAGCCUGCAGGUGGCCACGCCCACUCAGGUGACAUCACAGGGCCGAACCACAACAUGGAGCAUCAGCAGCACAGGGGAGACGCCGACCAAUCAAAACCAAACGCUGAUCCAGUGCCCCGCCCCGUCCCCUCUGCCCACCACACCUGCCUUGACAGGUGUGGACGAGACCAGAAUCCAGAGGGAUCCAGAUGUAUCUUCAGCAGCUGAUUUGUUGCCCUCUGCCCCACCCACCUGCUCCUCCUCCCCUAUAUCACACAGACUCCGCCCACUUCCAACAGAUGAUUCCACCUGGACGACAGAUCCAGGUCCAGAUGAAGACCAGGUCAGCAUCCAGCAGUGUCAGCAGGUCGCCAACGAGCUCAGACAGUCGGUGAGACGAGCCGUUCUCCUCUACAGUCAGCUCGGUGGUCUGGAGCGCCAUCUUCAGAAGUCCUCCAUCCUGGAGGAGGCGUUCGCCAUCGUGGACUCAGAGCUGCAGGCGGUGCUGCAGGCGCCGGGAGGGCGGGGACCAGGCCAUGCCCCCUCUGGUCAGCUGGAGGACGAGGGGACGAAGUCGCUGUUGGAGAAAUACUCGGACCUGUUGGUGCAGAUCACCCAGAACAAACUGAACCGGAUUUGAACCAGAACCAGAGGACCUGAUUGGAACCGAAAGCACCUUAAUGUUUUUACUCAUUUUGUUUAAUAAACGAGUUUUUACCUCCA
Molecule: messenger RNA, 4370 nt
Organism: Melanotaenia boesemani (Boeseman's rainbowfish)
Lineage: Eukaryota; Metazoa; Chordata; Actinopteri; Atheriniformes; Melanotaeniidae
Gene: wdr62
Product: WD repeat domain 62
Exons: 32
Coding region: 241-4287 (1348 amino acids)
Biological process (GO): neurogenesis; mitotic spindle organization; regulation of mitotic cell cycle
Cellular component (GO): mitotic spindle
Molecular function (GO): protein binding
Source: RefSeq, a predicted model, not a curated record